AUGCCGGAUAUUCUUCGUUCAACUUCUUCAGGGGAGUUAUCUGCUGCAUCCGCGUCGAAGUCGGGCCAGUUUAGCGCUGAAAAACCCUCAACAGUGUUUAUGAACACCAACAGUAAAAAAGAAGAAUCGGCAACUAGCGGAGACAAAGAUGAAACUCACACCUCAGCAGCAACUGCUGCAUAUCCCCAACCAACCACUGCUGCUGCAGAGAGCAGAGGGGACUCAGAUUUUCCUCUGAGUGUUGAUAGCAAGCAUAAACCGCCAGAGACAGAAAACAGAGAACCAACAGAAAAUAAACAAGAUCUGCCUACAUAUCUGCAAAUGAAAAAGGAGCUCAGAGGAUCUAGCCAAGUGUACGGAAGCGCUGCAGGUGCCUGUACACCGCAGAGGCGCCGCGUUUCUGAAGGAGAUAUAUCUGCAGAUGCUGCAGAGAAGCAUUUUAAUGCAAAUGAAAUAGACAAUCAAACGGGUGAAGCCAGAAGAUUUCCCUCUCGGGUCUCUCAACUUAAAAGUUUCUUUGAAAGACAAAUCCACAACGCUCAUGCACGGGACCAGCAGCAGCAGCAGAAGCACGAGCAGCAGCAGCAGCAGCAGCACCGUCAGAAGCUGCAUCAGCAGCAGCAACAACAACAACAAAACGAAACACGGCAGCAGAAACAACCUCAAGAACGGGAACAGCAGAAGCAAGAGAAGCAACAGCAACAGCAGCAGCAGCAGCAGCACGAGCAGCUGCACGAGCAGCAGCAGCAGCAGGAGGGGGAGGAGCUCAGCAACUCUUUUAGUUUGAAUAAGUCUAAAGAAGUGAGAACAGCAUCAAGGAAGCUAACAGAAGCAAAGAAAAUGCAGUUAAGCAGCGUUGAUAUUGCAAUGCGGUAUGGAAAGCCCUACCGCCCGCGCUGUACAGACACCGCAGCAGAACAAGAAGAAACAUCUGCAGCAAACAAGGAGCAGCAGCAAGAGCAACAAACGAAUCUAAAUCCUGCUGCUGCUGCUGCUGCUGCUCUUGCUGCUGCUGCUGCUGCCGCUGCAAAGGAAAGGAUAUCAGCGUGCGAAUUUACAGCAAAGCGAUGUGUUGAUUUUUCUGUCUCUGAUGCUAGCAGCAGCAGCAGCAGCAGCGAGGAAGGGGCUUCAGGUGUACGUACAGCUGAAGCUUUACCAGAAGAUGCUGCAUUAUCUGCCUCUCGGCCCACAGAAGAAAAAACCCUUAUUGCUGCUUGUAGACAGCAACAGCAGCAGCAGCAACAAGAAGAAGAAGGAGAAGAAGAAGAAAAAAAAGAAGAAGAGACAUCUGAGGUGUCUGUACACCCCAAGUCAAUCAUUUGUUCGCACGCUUCUACAGAAAUUGAACGCCUCGUCGCUCUCGUCGCUGCCAAUGCAAAAAACUAUGGAAAGCCGCUACCGAGGCGACUGCUCACGAGACAAAGAACAGAAGAAAUGUAA
Messenger RNA from Eimeria acervulina, 1440 nucleotides. RefSeq lists its product as hypothetical. The transcript has 2 exons. The record is from RefSeq and is a predicted model, not a curated record. Bases 1 to 1440 code for a protein of 479 amino acids. NCBI's taxonomy places the organism in Eukaryota, Apicomplexa, Conoidasida, Eucoccidiorida, Eimeriidae.